AUGGGCUCACAAGACGCCAUGAGUGGCUUAUUAGGCAACCUGUCCGCCUUCAUCUAUGGCUGGACGCCCGCCAUCCUCCUUGCCAGCUACUGCGUCUUUAGCUUCUUCUUCUACAUUGUCAUCCCACCUGUUCUUCAAGAGAUCCUUUUCUACAUCUACCUUGCCCUUCAAACAUUCACAGCGCUUUCCGUCUCCACCGAGGCAAUGCAAUCCAUUAGACCCUCUGUCAAGGCCAGACGCGCUUUUCGCAAGACAGCCAAGCAAGGUUGGGGCGAGACCGAGGAUGGCAAGCCCUGGCCCAAGAUCGACGUCGUCCUGGUAGCUUACCUCCCAAACGAACAGGAGAUCAUCUUGCGCCAACUCAGAUAUGCGCUCAGGGAGAUCAACUAUCCUAGCGACAAGCUCAUGAUCAAUCUCGUCUACAACACACCCAAGCCUAUCGAGCCAGUCGAGACCGAGCUGAGCGAGUUGGAGAAGGCACAUGCCAGAUUGCGUGUUAUCAAGGUGCCCAACUCGACAUCCAAGGCCGACAACAUCAACCACUACCUCUCGCUCGACUACAGGUGCGAUAUCAUCACCCUUUACGACACGGAUCAUUACCCUGACCCCAACGCACUUCGAUGGGUCGCAAGGCGAUUCUUGCAAGGUGGUAUCGACAUCAUUCAGGGUCGAUGCUGUGUCUACAACUACAACCAGACAUGGCUCACAAGGCUCGUAGCAGCCGAGUUCGACAUGAUCUACGGUGUCAUGCACAGUGGACGUGCUGAAGUUCAGGGUUAUGGCUUCUUCGGUGGCUCAAACGGUCACUGGAAUGCAUCACUGCUUAAAACGCUCGGUAUGCAGAAGCACAUGCUCACUGAAGACAUUGACAGUUCCAUGCGUGCUAUCAUCUCUGGCGCAAGGAUCGAGUAUGAUCUCAAGGUGCUUUCCUACGAGCUUGCCCCAGAGACAGUACCGGCAUUGACCAAGCAGCGCAUGCGAUGGGCACAGGGCUGGACCCAGGUCGCCUUCAGACACGCUUUGCCUGCCGUACGUCGAGGAGCAUAUUCGGACGACAACGGUUGGAGGUCCCGUAUUGGUCUUUUCCAGCUCUUGGUCUAUCGAGAGGCCUACUUCUACAUCAACACACAGCUUCUCUUUAUCCUCAUCUCUUCGCUCAUCCUCAGCUUCCCGCAUGAGGGUCUGAGAGAAUGGUUCAGCGACUUUGGUGGCUUCGCCCUCGCCAUGUGGGCUCUGAGUGUCAACUUUAUCUGCCUGUUCAUCACCAUCUGCAUCACGCUCAGGAACAGGUCGAACUUCACCCAUCCUCUCGGCAUCAUUGCAUUUGGCUUCUUGGCCCCUUUCUACUUCAGCAUUGUCAGCUUCAUGUCGAUCUUCUGCCACUUCCGAGAGUUUAUCAAAUUCGAAAAGUGGAACCCAACAGCGAGGUCCAACAAGAAGUAG
Molecule: messenger RNA, 1443 nt
Organism: Ustilago hordei
Lineage: Eukaryota; Fungi; Basidiomycota; Ustilaginomycetes; Ustilaginales; Ustilaginaceae
Exons: 1
Coding region: 1-1443 (480 amino acids)
Source: RefSeq, a predicted model, not a curated record